This is a messenger RNA of Chenopodium quinoa (quinoa), 2182 nucleotides long. RefSeq names its product serpin-Z2A-like. The record is from RefSeq and is a predicted model, not a curated record. Gene Ontology annotation, molecular function: serine-type endopeptidase inhibitor activity. The transcript is spliced from 3 exons. Bases 233 to 1660 code for a protein of 475 amino acids. Lineage: Eukaryota; Viridiplantae; Streptophyta; Magnoliopsida; Caryophyllales; Amaranthaceae.
UUUAAUUCAGUUCAAUUCAACAAAUUUCAAACGCACCUUAGGGGCCCAAAAACAUCCAAAUAAAAAAUUGAUGUUAAAUUUCAAUAACUCGUGAUAGAUUGAAAUUUAGUAAAAAUUAAAAAUUAAAAAAAUUUCCACCGAAUUAGAAGGAGAGAGAGCAAAAAAUAUAGGAACACAAAGUGGAUUGGGGAAGAAGAAAACCUUGAAAUAAUUAAGCGAACUCAACCCAAUUAUGCAGCAAUUAGCACUUUCUCGAACAACUUCCUCAAGAAUGAUUCUGUCUUUUGCAAGAGUUUUGAGCACUUCUCCUCUUUUAUCUCUUCUCCGAAAUUCAAGCGAAAUUUUCAGAAAUAAUUACAAUGCCAAGUUUUAUGGGACAUUUGCUACGCGUUCAGUUUGGCAGCAGCAGGAGCUCUAUUACACCAAACAUAGCAAAUGCAACUUCACUGUCGACUUGCCUAGCAUAUCUCCUAAAGAUUCGAGCAAGAACUGCAAAAAAAAUUUCAGUUUCAAUGUAGCAAGGCACAUCUUGCUAGAUGGCUCAAAUAAGACACCUCAAGAGAACCUUUUCUGCUCUCCUGUCUCGACAAGUGCUGUUUUAAACAUGCUAAUUCCAGGAUUCACAGGACUAACCCGUGAUCAAUUUGUUGAUUUGUUUUGUUUGAAAGAGAAGGAAUUGAACAAGUCUUCCAUGAAGCUCCUUGAUGUUGUAAGGCCAUUCAAGGGUGGAGAUGGGCUUAGUAUCUCGUUCAGUAAUAGCGUUUGGGUUGACCAACAAUGUCCACUAAUUCAGUCAUAUAAGGAGCUGCUUGAAAAUGUCCAUGAUGCUGAUGUUAAGAGUGUUGAUUUGUUGUACAAUGCUGAAGAAGCGAAGGAAGAAGUCAACUCAUGGAGCAGGACAAAAACUGAAGGGAUGGUCGAAACUAUUCUGCCAGAAACCUUGUACUACAAUGACACGAUUGUGAUUUUGGCGAAUGCAUUACACUUUGAGUUGGAGAAUUCAGAUGAAACAUUAAUGGAUCCUUCAGGAGCGCAACGCUCACUGUAUUAUUGUGGAGAGUUUGAGGGUUCUGAGGUUCUUAGAAUGCCAAUAAAAGGAGGCAAAAAGAUAGCAGAACAAGAUCCUCGAAGCUUCUCAAUUUACAUCCUUGUUCCAUCGGAGAAAACUGACCUUUCCAAUGGGAGAUCUCUUGUUGGAAGAAGAAAGAUAAGCCUCUCACAAUUCUUAGAAGAAAUGAAAAUGGGCACAAAAGAUUUCCAGAAGAAGGUCAAUAGACAUAAAAAGGAAAUCUCAGAUUUUUCAUUCCCAACUUUCAACAUUGAAAGUGAGAUGUCAUUGUCAAGUAAAAUGCAACAUUUAGGCUUGACAUUACCAUUUCAGGCAGGCAAGAAUGAGCUCAUAAGGUUUAUUGACUCUCCUCUUUCGGAACUAUUGUAUGUCACAGAUGUUACCCAGAAGACUCGAAUUGAAACUAAUGCGAGGGGAACAUCUUUUUCUGUUGUGACUUACACAACUCUCAAUGGCCCUGCACAUCGUUUUCCAGCAACAACACCUUCAGAGCAGAAAUUUGUGGCUGAUAAUCCCUUUCUUUUCAUGACUCAGGAUGAUUUCUCUGGUGCUGUUGUUUCUGUUGGUACUGUGCUGAGUACUGAUUUGUAGACUAGUCUUUUAGCUUGAUCAACUGAUACAGUAAGACCAGAUCAAAUCAAAUCUUAAGUACAGUACAUAUAUAAGGGAAAUUUUGUCAAAUUUUUACAAAUUUCAAUUAGAGGUAUACAUAUAUGUUCUGUCUAUCAUAUGGUUCAUUCAGUCAAUAUACAUAGCUGAUUUAGCAUUCAAUUUUGUGCCAGCAUCUUAAUUCUUUCCAUUGAAGUUUUACUCUAUUCGAUUCUGAUUUAUGAUUCAUUUAUAUAAUGGUGCAGUUCUCUGUUUAAAUUGACUUGCAUGCAACCAACUGAUGUUAGCAUGAGUGGUUAAGGGCCUCUUGCUCCUUAACCAAGGUCUUGGGAUGAAGCCUUGGGAAACUCCUUGUAGUAGUACCACCAACAACAACAACAACCGGAAAAAAAAAAAAAAAAAAAAAAAAAAACUUGCAUGCAAAUAGUCAAGUCAUAUAUGUCUAUUACCUUACAUCUACCACAUACUAUCAAUACUUUAUGAUUAGCUAGUUCGUAUAAUAGU